Messenger RNA from Colius striatus (speckled mousebird), 1416 nucleotides. RefSeq names its product DNA polymerase epsilon catalytic subunit A-like. Gene Ontology annotation, molecular function: single-stranded DNA 3'-5' DNA exonuclease activity; DNA binding; DNA-directed DNA polymerase activity. The coding region runs from base 1 to 1416 and encodes 471 amino acids. The record is from RefSeq and is a predicted model, not a curated record. The transcript is spliced from 15 exons. Gene Ontology annotation, biological process: DNA replication proofreading; nucleotide-excision repair, DNA gap filling; mitotic cell cycle. Gene Ontology annotation, cellular component: epsilon DNA polymerase complex. Lineage: Eukaryota; Metazoa; Chordata; Aves; Coliiformes; Coliidae.
AUGGGCGUGCUGGGCCAGAGGUUUCGCAGGCACAGCCCGGCCAGGAGCUCGCCGUCCUGGCUGUGCCGCUGCUUUGGCAGCCGCCGCGGGGAAGGAGGGGACAAAAGCUCUGCCUUGCUGGCUGCAGACGGGCAAGUUCACACACCCAGAGCCGGGCGGCUGCGGGGCACAUGCCGAGGGAACGCGGUGGGGGCGGCGGGCGGGCGGGUCCCGGAGACGGCGCUGGGGUCUGACGGUGCGGCGUCUGCCCGGGACGAUGGCCUCGCGCUGUCCGCGCUCAAGCGCCUGCAGCGAUCGCAGCGCACGGACCGUCUGGACGCGCUGUUUGGCUUCGAGCGGCCACCGGAGCCUGGCGAGCGCACGGGCUCGCUGAGCAACACGCAUCCGACGGAGGUGCUGGACGAGGACCGGCGGUCCGUGAGCGCUGUGGAUUACUACUUCAUCCAAGAGGACGGAGCCGCUUCAACGUCCUUGCCCUACAAGCCCUACUUCUGUGUUGCUACCCAGAAGGGCUGCGAGCUAGAAGCGUCCUCCUUCCUCUCCAAGAAAUUCCAAGGGAAGAUUGCGAAGCUGGAGACUGUUCCCAAAGAAGAUUUGGACCUGCCAAACCACUUGGUAGGCCUGAAGAGGAACGACAUCAAGCUGUCCUUCAACACGGUGGAUGAGCUGGUGAAGGUGAGGAAGGAGAUCUCACCUGCUGUAAGGAAGGACAGAGAGCGAGACGCUGCGAGCGACGUCUACGCAGCCACGUUGGCAAGUGCUCUGAGUGGAGGUAGCCUGAGCACAGAGGAAGAAGGGGCUUCCAGAGAGGUUGCCAGCCAGAUGGACAACAUUAUGGAUAUGUGGGAGUACGACGUUCCCUACCACGUUCGUCUCUCCAUUGACCUGAAGAUCCACGUGGCUCACUGGUACAACGUGCGGUGCCGGGGCAGCACCUUCCCCCCCAAAAUCACCCGCCGGGACGAUUUGGGGGAGCGGCCGGAUCCCGUCGUUCUCGCCUUUGACCCUGAAACUACCAAACUGCCUUUGAAGUUUCCUGAUGCAGAGACAGACCAGAUCAUGAUGAUCUCCUACAUCCUAAGUUCCAAGGGCUACCUGAUCACAAACAGGAAGAUUGUCUCUGAGGAUAUUGAGGACUUUGAGUUUACUCCCAAGCCAGAGUACGAGGGUCCGUUUUGUGUCUUUAAUGAACCAGAUGAGGCUCAUCUGAUCCAGAGGUGGUUUGAACACAUCCAGGAGACCAAACCCAACAUCAUUGUCACAUAUAAUGGAGACUUCUUUGACUGGCCCUUUGUGGAAGCGAGAGCAGCAGCUCAUGGAAUUAAUAUGUAUUGGGAAAUUGGAUUUCAAAAGGACAGCCAGGGAGAGUACAAAGCAUCCCAGUGCAUCCACAUGGACUGUGUGAGGCUGGCAUGA